UAUGAAGUGAGAGAAAGAGAGAAGAGAGAGAGUAGAGAGAGAGAGCGAAGAACCAACGGUGUUGAUAAGACAACUUGAAGCCCUCAUAUCUGAGUCGUUUCCUUUCUCCCUUCUUCUCCAGCGUCCGAUCUCCUCUCUCUCAUCUCUUCCAUCGGCCGUGGAUAUACUCUCGCGCCCAAAUUACAAAUACCCUCUUUUCGAUAAUCAAUCCGGGUUCCGGCGAACAUGUCCGACAAUCAUCCGGCGAGUCCUGGCGGUGGCAGCCACGAAAGUGGUGAACAUAGUCCUAGGUCUAAUGUUCGUGAACAAGAUAGGUAUCUUCCGAUUGCUAAUAUUAGUCGAAUCAUGAAGAAAGCGUUGCCGGCUAAUGGUAAGAUUGCGAAAGAUGCCAAGGAGACUGUCCAGGAAUGCGUAUCUGAGUUUAUCAGCUUCGUUACCAGCGAGGCGAGUGAUAAGUGUCAUAGAGAGAAAAGGAAGACGAUUAAUGGAGAUGAUUUGCUAUGGGCAAUGGCUACUUUAGGGUUUGAAGAUUAUAUUGAUCCUCUCAAGGUCUAUUUGGCUAGAUACAGAGAGAUGGAGGGUGAUACUAAGGGAUCUGCUAAAGGAGAAGGGUCAUCUAAGAAAGAGGGAGUUCAUUCUAAUGCCCAUGCUCAGCUUGCUCAUCAGGGUUCGUACACACAGGGAAUGAAUUAUGGAAAUGCUCAACAGCAGGGACAACAACAUUUGAUGUUUCCCAUGCAAGGGAGGGACUAGAAUGAUCAUAUCAUUCUUUUGUAUUUCCUUCCUGUUGAUGAUCCAAAUUGUGGCUGGUUGUGCCUUUUGGAAGAAUUCAUAUCCUUGUUUGUGUAGUAGUAAAACUCACUUUUCAUUUUGGUUUGUGGUUGUUGUACUAUGACAUUAUUAGUGUCAUGUAUUUUGUAUUUUUUAUUUUUAGACCUAGAUUGGUAAAAUAAAAUGAUUAUAUGGUUCAGAUUUGUUUUUUUAAAAUGUUGUGGUCAUACAAGAUAUUUGAUG
Impatiens glandulifera is the source of this 1014-nucleotide messenger RNA. RefSeq names its product nuclear transcription factor Y subunit B-1-like. The transcript has 7 exons. Gene Ontology annotation, cellular component: CCAAT-binding factor complex; nucleus. Gene Ontology annotation, molecular function: RNA polymerase II cis-regulatory region sequence-specific DNA binding; DNA-binding transcription activator activity, RNA polymerase II-specific; protein heterodimerization activity. The record is from RefSeq and is a predicted model, not a curated record. NCBI's taxonomy places the organism in Eukaryota, Viridiplantae, Streptophyta, Magnoliopsida, Ericales, Balsaminaceae. Gene Ontology annotation, biological process: regulation of transcription by RNA polymerase II. Bases 226 to 753 code for a protein of 175 amino acids.